AUGAAGCUGCUGCGAAAAGCAUUGCCUUUGGCGCUUGUUCUACUUUUAGCCAUCAACUACACUCAAGCCGAAGCUGAAAAGGAAUCUGCAGGUGCUGAGAAGAAAUCAGCCGAACCAGCAGAUAAAGCAGCUGAAGCGAAAGAUACCAAAGCCGAUGAAAACGAUACUACUAAAACCAAACGUGGAUUACACCACUACGAGGAUUACCACCACUAUCCAUCACAUGAAGAGAAAACCCUAACUAUUAUCAAGAAGGUACCGAUACCAGUACCAAUUGAAAAGCAUGUUCAUGUACCAGUUGAAAAACAUGUUCAUGUACCAAUCAAAGUAAAGGUGCCAAAACCAUAUCCAGUUGUCAAAACUAUACCAUAUGAGGUUAAGGAAAUUGUGAAAGUACCACAUGAAAUUCCAGCACCAUACCCAGUUGAAAAGAAAAUACCCUAUCCAGUACAUGUACCUUAUGAUCGUCCAGUACCAGUAAAAGUUUAUGUACCAGAACCUUAUCCAGUUGAGAAGAAAGUACAUGUUCCAGUCAAAGUACAUGUUCCCGCACCAUAUCCAGUCGAAAAGAAAGUACAUGUACCAGUGAAAGUGCAUGUACCAGUAGAAAAACCAUAUCCAGUUGAAAAGAUUGUACACUAUCCAGUCAAAGUACCAGUUGAGAAACCAGUACCAUAUCAUGUAGAGAAACCAGUACCUUAUCAUGUUGAAAAACCUGUACCAGUACAUGUUAUCAAGAAAGUACCUGUUGCCGUACAUGUACCUUAUGAUCGUCCAGUACCAGUACAUGUCGAGAAACCAGUACCUUAUGAAGUUAAAGUACAUGUACCUGCACCAUAUCCAGUUAUCAAGGAAAUACCAGUAAAAAUUGAGAAACAUGUACCAUACCCAGUUAAAGUACCAGUUGAAAAACAUGUACCCGUCCACAUUGAAAAACAUGUUCCUGAGUAUCAUGAAAAACACAUCAGCUACAAAGAACCAGUCUUUGUACACAAACACAUUGAGGAACAUCAUGAAUCUCACGGUGACUUACACAGUUUCGAUCAUCACGAAUACGAUCAUCAUGAUUUCGGGGUAAACUUCUAA
Molecule: messenger RNA, 1086 nt
Organism: Teleopsis dalmanni
Lineage: Eukaryota; Metazoa; Arthropoda; Insecta; Diptera; Diopsidae
Gene: Vajk1
Product: proline-rich protein 4
Exons: 2
Coding region: 1-1086 (361 amino acids)
Source: RefSeq, a predicted model, not a curated record